Molecule: messenger RNA, 2469 nt
Organism: Saprolegnia parasitica CBS 223.65
Lineage: Eukaryota; Oomycota; Saprolegniomycetes; Saprolegniales; Saprolegniaceae
Exons: 3
Coding region: 19-2394 (791 amino acids)
Molecular function (GO): endo-1,3(4)-beta-glucanase activity
Source: RefSeq, a predicted model, not a curated record
UAGUAGUAAGUUUUCCGCAUGAGCCGAGAGAGCACCCCGCUGCUGGGCACGCCGGCGCCGCCUAGCAACGGCAACAAGCGCUUCGUGUACGCCAAGGUGGCCGUUGGCGCCGUCCUCGCCGUCUCGGCGCUGGCCUUGUUUGCAUGGUCGGGCCCGUCCAAUGACGCGGUCGUACACGCCAACCAGACGUCCUCGCUGGCGACGACACGGACACCGACAACGACGCCGCGCUCCGAUCCGAACGCGCCGCUUGCCGAGUGGGCCGGCGAAGAGAUGGAGCCGCCAUUCACCAAGAUGACCAACCUCAUCGUGCCCAAGCUCCAUGCGCCGACGUGGAAGGGUGCGAUUCCGUCGAACGCGUGGUGGACCAACUUUCUCAUCGCGGAUGGCCACGGCGAACACCUCGGCGAGGGCCAAGUCACGCUCACGCCGUAUACGGUCAUCGGCCUCAAUCGCGGCCUCCAGGUGUCGUACGGCGACGACCGCCGCGUCGGCGACAAUGCGAGCAUCCAAGAGUACUUUGCGGACGACCUUGUCUUUAGCAGCAACCCGGCGCCGACGACGCGCCAAGUCGUGCGCUUUGACUCGCUCCACGCGCGCCUCGAGUUCAAGCGGGCGGGCCACCACGGCACGUUUACGGCGCUUCUCUCGCGCGGAUCGCCGUACCUCUCGGUCGACUACGAGGGCAUGGUGCCGUCGCUCUCGCUCGGUGGGCCGGUCGGCGCCAUCACGCAGGUCAACGGCGUCGCAGUCAACGACAAGUCGGUCGUGACGCUCACGAAGUCGCACUUUCAUUUCCACACGCGCAUCGAGCGCAACCUCGUGCAGGAGUGGCUCGUCUUCUUCCCGUCAAAUGUGACGCUGCGCGUCGACGCGCACACGGCGACGGUGCAAGCCACGUCGUUUUACGGUAUUGUCCGCGCGGCCAUCGUGCCCCAAGGCGAGAAGAAGGCCGAGUUCAAAGCGCUUCUCCACCGCAGCGCCAACGUCGUUCCCGUCGCCGCCGCCAUCCGCGUCGGGUCGGCCAAGAACACGGGCGCGGUCGAGUUUGCGUGGAAAACGACGCAGAUGACGCCGAACGCGUCGACGAUUGCGACCGACGAGCUGCUCAUGCUCGCCUUUCCGCACCACGUGGAUGCAUUUGGUGACGCCACCGGCGUCAACGUCUCGUCCGUCAUGAACACGCGACCGGACAUCACCGCUACAUCCUCGGACUUUAAAGUGCUCGGGCGCUACGGCCAUCGCACGAUCAAGGGCAACCUCACGGCGGUCGUCGGCUCGGCGUGGACCUUGCUCGAGCCGCUGACGACCACGGGCUUUUUCUCGCAGCGCCCGAUCGACCCGAAGCGCGUCCAUGAGAUCUCGUCCGCCCUCGAGAAGGACGCGUCGUACCGCCCGAGUGCGUCGGACCCGUACUUUUUUGGGAAGGAGCUCGCGCGCCAAGCCCGGCUCGUCUUGAUUGCGGACCAAGUGCACAACUGGGCGGUCCGCGACUCGCUGCUGGCCAAGAUCGAGGGCUGGCUCACGCGCUGGCUCACGCUCCAGAACCACGACUUCUUCGUCUACGACACGGUGUGGGGCGGCGUCUGCUCGUCGGUCGGCAUCCAGGGCAUGUUUUACAUGACCGACUUUGGCAACGGCUGGUACAACGACCACCACUUUCACUAUGGCUACCUGCUCUACUCGGCGGCCGUGCUUGGUCGCUACAAGCCUGCGUUUGUCCAGGCCCACAAGGCGGCGCUGCACACCAUUGUUCGCGACAUUGCCAACUUCAACAUCAAAGAUCCGUACUUUCCGCUCGCGCGGCACGUGUCGUGGUUUGACGGCCACUCGUUUGCAAGCGGCGUGUACGUCUUGGACGGCGGCAAGUCCCAAGAGAGCGUCUCGGAGGCUAUCAACGCCUACUACGGCGUCUACCUGCUCGGCCAAGUGCUCGCGAUGCCGGACCUCGAGCAGUUUGGCCGCGUCUUGCUCGCGAUGGAGAUGCGCGCGGCGCAAACGUACUGGCAGACGACCCCCGAGAUCUACGGCGACGAGUACGCGAAGAACCAAAUGACCGGUCAAGUGGGGCAGACCAAGGUCUCGUAUGCCACGUGGUUUGGCCCGGUCAUCGAGCACAUGCAUCUGAUCAACUUUAUGCCGUUCACGCCCAUCACCGAGGAGUUCUUCUCGCCCGAGUACGUCGCGAAGGAGUACAAGGUGCUCUACGACGGCGCGGUCUCCCGCAAGGAGAACCCGAUGGAAGAGAUCUGGCGUGGCUACGCCUUCUUGGACCAUGCGAUCAUUGAUCCCGCAGCGGCGUGGAACGAAGUCCAGACGCUCAAGACGUACGACGACGGCAACUCGCGCUCCAACUCGCUCUACUGGAUCGCAACGCGCCCCACCAAGCCGUAAUUUUGACGGCAGCAGGACGUUUUCUAGAUAAAUAAGGUCAUGUAGAAAGCAGUAAGUCGCUGCGGUUUGAACUCG